UGUUCUUCAGGAUUAUUAUGUGAAAAUUCACCCUGGAAUUUCUUUUCAGACUUAGCCCCUGGCAGAAAGCCUUUGGAUUGGGAAACAAGGAUGAAAGUUGCUUCAGGAGCAGCAAAAGGACUUGAAUACUUGCACGAAACAGCGAAUCCUCCAGUAAUAUACCGCGACUUUAAAGCAUCAAACAUAUUAUUAGAUGAGAAUUUCAGUCCAAAACUCUCAGAUUUCGGUCUGGCGAAGCUCGGUCCAACAGGAGGCAAGACUCAUGUUUCCACCAGAGUAAUGGGAACUUAUGGCUACUGUGCACCAGAGUAUGCAUUGACAGGCCAAUUGACAACAAAAUCUGAUGUUUACAGCUUUGGAGUCGUGUUUCUAGAGCUCAUCACAGGAAAAAGAGUUAUCGACAAUUCAAGACCAACUGAAGAGCAGAAUCUAGUUGUUUGGGUAUGUACUAUGUACAGAUUUUUUUCUGAAUCUCCAAACUUGAUUUUUGCUAAUGCAUUUCUUGUGCAGGCAACACCAAUAUUUAAAGACAGAAGAAACUAUAAAACAAUGGCAGACCCAUUGUUGGGAGGAAAGUAUCCUAUUAAGAGUCUUAAUCAAGCAGUUGCAGUUGCAGCUAUGUGUCUGCAAGAGGGAGAUUCCAGUCGGCCAUUAAUAAGCGAUGUUGUGACAGCUCUGAAAUACUUAUCGGCAAAGAAAGAAAAGGAAGGUGAGAACGUGGAUGACCAUGUCAAUGCAGCUUUAUCCUGAUAGUUGUACAUAAAAAAAUCAAAACUAAACCGAAUAGACCAAUAGACCAAAUGAUUUAUAGGAGUAGGAAUGGUACAAGC
This is a messenger RNA of Manihot esculenta (cassava), 830 nucleotides long. RefSeq names its product probable serine/threonine-protein kinase PBL23. NCBI's taxonomy places the organism in Eukaryota, Viridiplantae, Streptophyta, Magnoliopsida, Malpighiales, Euphorbiaceae. The annotation marks the transcript as partial. The transcript has a single exon. Gene Ontology annotation, biological process: protein phosphorylation. The record is from RefSeq and is a predicted model, not a curated record. Gene Ontology annotation, molecular function: ATP binding; protein kinase activity.